CUUAGAGAAGUUCAGCACCUCCACACUGGGCAGUUGAAGCUACCAGCGGAUACUGAAAAGAAAAAGGAGAAGAUAUUCUUCAAAAGUUUUGUGACAAACUCUCAGAUUAUCUUGUGUCCUUUCUUUAAUGAACUGUUAGACAGUUUAUAUUUUCUGUUUCAACAGAGAUACUAAAAUCACCAUGAAGCUGCUGACUGUGUCUGCACUUCUCUGUGCAAUGAUGGCUCUAACCAUGGCUGUUGCCAAGAGUCACCUGGUCAAGAGGUCCAAUGGUUGUCCUCCUGGUUGGACUCGCAUCAGUGAACGCUGCUUUCUCUUUGUUCCAACCGCCAUGAGUUGGGCUAGAGCUGAGAGACAUUGCUUGUCCAUGGGGGCAAACCUUGCAUCAGUGCACAGCAGCAGUGAGAACCGGAUGAUUCAGAGUCUGACUGCCCAUCAUGGCUACCCCGAAACUUGGAUUGGAGGAACUGAUGCACCCGAGGAAGGUAUUUGGUUGUGGAAUGAUGGGACGAGUUUUCACUAUUCACCCUGGUGCCCAGGAGAGCCCAAUAAUGAUCGCAAUCAGCACUGUAUUCAAAUGAAUCAUGGAGAUUCCAAGUGCUGGGAUGAUAUGGGGUGUGAUCGUCAUCUGCCAUCUGUCUGCGCCAAGAAAGUCUAAUGUUUCUUGGACUUGCACUGAUGUAUGAAAUUCCCAUAAAACACACGCUGAUGUAUGAUGGUGUUUGUGCUUCGCUAGCUCUUACUUUAUUUAAUUUUGCAGCAUUAUAUUUUUCCUCUCUAUAGCACCCAAACAAAAUGAACAAUCAACACAAGUUGGGCUGUCAUUAAGGCCUUGUGACUUUAGUGGGAGCAGACUUGUUACCAAAGGAUUGAUUUUACAUUUUUCUUCUGCAGAGAAAACUGUUCUCUUCUUCCUUUAACAUUAAAGCUUCAAACAAGCAUUAAAGCUUCAAACAAGCAUAUCUCUGUUAUGUCUUUUGAUUUGAGGUGUACAUACAUAUUUACCAGGUACAUAUAUUAAUAUUUGUCUACUCUUUUAUACAUGCAUUAGUUCAGUUACCAACUUUUUAAAAACUCAUAACACAUUCAGCAAACCUGGGGAAAUGUGCUAAGAUUUGUUAUACAAGUUUGCAUUACCCAUUUAUCCUGCAAGCUUGUAGGUUUGUAUAUGUGCUGCCAGAUUAAGUGAUGUGAUGACAAUUGAAUCUAUUUUUACUGUGCGAUUUCCUGUCAACAAUAUUCCUACUACAGCAGUCCUGUCUAUUUGUGAGUCUUUCUAUAUAGCUAAAAAAUGAAAAGAAAUUUGUAUACACAGUUCAAUAAAGAG
This is a messenger RNA of Oreochromis niloticus (Nile tilapia), 1327 nucleotides long. Its product is annotated as ladderlectin-like. The record is from RefSeq and is a predicted model, not a curated record. NCBI's taxonomy places the organism in Eukaryota, Metazoa, Chordata, Actinopteri, Cichliformes, Cichlidae. Bases 182 to 658 code for a protein of 158 amino acids. The transcript is spliced from 5 exons.